Ruditapes philippinarum (Manila clam) is the source of this 1160-nucleotide messenger RNA. RefSeq names its product dynein light chain 2, cytoplasmic-like. Gene Ontology annotation, molecular function: dynein light intermediate chain binding; dynein intermediate chain binding. The record is from RefSeq and is a predicted model, not a curated record. The transcript has 2 exons. Bases 26 to 397 code for a protein of 123 amino acids. Gene Ontology annotation, cellular component: cytoplasmic dynein complex. Lineage: Eukaryota; Metazoa; Mollusca; Bivalvia; Venerida; Veneridae. Gene Ontology annotation, biological process: microtubule-based process; cilium assembly.
UAGAAACUUUGUUUACCUUUUUCAGAUGGCUUUACAGCGGAAGUGCCGAGGGCUUUCAUUAAAUGUGGAAGAGCCGCUGUUUUGUAGGGGUGUAUAUUCAGUUAUGUUAAUGCAUAAUGGUUUGAAAAUGGAAGGUAAAAAGGCCGUAAUCAAGAAUGCUGACAUGUCGGAGGACAUGCAACAGGACGCCGUAGAUUGUGCUACACAGGCUCUUGAAAAAUACAACAUUGAAAAGGACAUUGCUGCCUUCAUCAAGAAGGAAUUUGACAAAAAGUACAACCCAACCUGGCAUUGCAUCGUUGGCCGAAACUUCGGUAGCUACGUCACCCAUGAGACGAAGCAUUUUAUUUACUUCUACCUUGGACAAGUUGCUAUUCUUUUAUUCAAGUCUGGAUGAUUUUCAAAUGGUUAUAUAUUUGAUGAAUGAAGUUGUAAAUGUUGAGGAUAUAUGGAACAGCCGCUCUGUAAUUCUUCACGCCUUAAAUCUACGACAAAGAUUCGUGGUGUCUCAAGCUUGUUUAAAUGUCGGACGUUCAUUUUUUUAUGUAAAACAAAUAAUGGACAACAGUGUUCUGCAGUAAAUAUUUGAAAGUGUCACAUAUUUUGAGGUAAAACAUUCGUAUUUCACACAAUUAAAUCAUUGUAUUAUAAUAAACAUAACAUAUUCGUUGUAAUCAUUAGGAAUGACACGGACGUUUGGAUAAAAUGAUUAAUUAAUCACAUUAAGAAAAUGCAAAUUAUGAACAGAUAAAAACGAAGUUCUGAUAACAUGAAUAUUAACAAACAAAAAUCAUACAAUUAUGUACUUGUCAAAACGCCCGUUAAUAUCAUCAACUAAUAGUUUGUUCAUAACAAGUUUAUCUUGAUAAGUGUACAAUAUUUUGUGAAUGAUAUUGUUUGCCCAAUUCUAUUUGUAUGAAUGAUAACUUCAUUUGAUGACUGAGUUUUAUUUGUUUUGCAAUUUUAUAUCAAAGAUCUCAAGAACAUGUUAAUGGAUUUAGAUAUUUUAAGUCCUUAUCAAAUACUUCAAGUUAAAAUACUGUAUCUAGGAGAAGCCAGUGUCUGACACAGGUUUUUGUUAUUUUUAUUGCUAUUGAAAUGUAUGUUUGUUACUUCUUAUUAAAAUGAUAAAAUAAAAAAAAAACAUUUGAAAUGAUAAU